Molecule: messenger RNA, 2131 nt
Organism: Anopheles gambiae (African malaria mosquito)
Lineage: Eukaryota; Metazoa; Arthropoda; Insecta; Diptera; Culicidae
Gene: Xbp1
Cellular component (GO): nucleus
Molecular function (GO): DNA-binding transcription factor activity, RNA polymerase II-specific; RNA polymerase II transcription regulatory region sequence-specific DNA binding
Source: RefSeq, a predicted model, not a curated record
CAUACGAGGCCCACAAAAUGCGCAUCUUGAUGGGGUGGAAUUCCCUACACUUUGCAGUAGCCCAUUCACACUAGUGCAACGCUUGCAUGGUUGUUUCAUCAGAAAACUUUUCCUCCUAGCGCCCUUCGCGGGUUCCUCGAGCAAAAGGAGAGGCAAACGGUAUAAAAGAAAAGCAACGGCAUGGUGUGCGGUUUCCAGCACAUCCAUUCAAGCAAGCCAACGGAAAAGAAGUGAAAAGUGCGAGUGACCUCCAGUGAGUGAGUCAGGUUCUACACAAACAAAGAAAGCCAUUCAGUAAAGGAACGCAAUUUUUAUAAAAGUGGAAGCAGAAGAAACGAUGGCAGGAUGAUGGUGUAAAGCGGAAAACGUAUCUCACGGUUCAAAGUGUCCUACUUUCCGUGAUUUGUAUCAUCACAUCACCUUUGGAUUCAUCUCUUUCGGUGCGCCAACGUGGCACCACCCCCUGGACUCGCAGGGUGAAAAUUCUAGAACAUCGUCAUCAUCACCACCCACCACCAUCAUGGCUACCCCAAUCUUUAUCACCGUACCGACCAAGUACAUCCCCAUUAACGUGGCUCCGGCGGUGGUGGCCAAACCGCCGACCAGCAUAACACCGGUCAAACCGUUGGCCAAACGGCCCGCCUCGGUUGCUCCGUCGUCGGUGGCCUCCGACGACGAAUCCUCCUCGAUGGAUGAGUUUAUCGUACGCGGCAAGAAGCGCCGCCUCGAUCAUCUCACCUGGGAGGAGAAGAUUCAACGGAAAAAGUUGAAAAACCGUGUCGCAGCCCAGACGUCGCGCGACCGGAAGAAGGCCAAAAUGGAAGAAAUGGAAAAGACGAUCCAGGAACAGUCGGAACAGAUCGAGCAGCUGCAAAACCGGUGCAGCGCACUGGACACGGAGAAGAGCUCGAUGUACGACAAGUAUCUAGACCUGGAGCGACGGUUCGAGGAUCUGCAGAAGCGCUUGCUGGCACAGGAAUUGCAGCAGCAGCAGCAGCACCAAGACCAGAAGGUGAAGCAGGAACCGCAGGAAGAUGACGUCGUCAAGGGUAGUGUGGGUUGCGUUACUGCCGGGCGCCAAACGGGAUCAGCAGCAUCCCCACGAUGCCCUCAGCAGCAGGGACUGUACAAGCGGUCCGGCGGAAGCGCAAACGACACUCCCCUCGACGGCGAACAGCGACCCGCGGCUGGCAGCCCUCUGGAAGAUCAUUGCCAUCUGCCUGCUCUACAAGACAUGUUCGAAGAUUUCGACGUGUCCCAGCUCGAAGAGCUUGCCGAAAGCCUGCUCGCAGGUGUCGGCGCAGACCUGGAAGACAUUGAUCGAGCAGGCCGCCCGGCUAAUGCCGAAGGCGACCGCACCGGCCAGCGCCUGUCUGGAUCAGUGGUGGGGCCCGCAGCAGAACUCAUGGAAUCCGGUCGACCGGAGACCCCUACGGGAAAUCGCCUAAUACUGACCACGCACAACUACAGCAAGUCGCCGUUUUACGAGCACUCCGAUGCAGCAGCAGCACCAGCACAUCCACCGGUAGUGACUAUUCAGCCCAAGAGAGAGCGGGAUGAGCUGGAAGGGUCGAUUGCGACAACCCUGCAGCACCACCAACCCGCCCCAAUCCUACCGAACGGCUGCAGUGAUACACUCUACGGCACGUACGACAACGAAACGAACUGCAUUACCAUUGUACUGGCGGGAGAUCAGGAACAGGUCAGCGAAACGACGACAGUCACCUGCAUGGAGGACGGUGAGGCCGUAGCAUUAAGCGAGGAGUUAGUUCUGGUAGAUCAGCAGGAGCAGCAGCAGCAGCAGCAGGUGGAGAUCCUGAUGGAAGAAAACUGUCCAACGUCGGCCCUCCCGUCGGAACCAUUCUGCCCACUUGCACCGAUCACGAUCAGGCCACCUUCGCCGCUGCAGGAUCUGCUGUCCCCGAUCGCACCCCAACCGCUCAAGAGUCCCGGUGGGUUCUCGAGCGUGUCCGAUGCCGGGUACGAAUCGGUCGGAUCGCCAACACCCGCCUCGAUUGCUUGCGAUAAGAUAUCGCCCACCGAUCCCAGCACGAUGUCACUCGAUUACGAGUUGUGCGACGAUUUCAACACAUUCUGGAACUUGGACCCACUGUUUCCGAUUCUGGAGUGA